Pyrus x bretschneideri (Chinese white pear) is the source of this 812-nucleotide messenger RNA. Its product is annotated as 54S ribosomal protein L19, mitochondrial. The coding region runs from base 96 to 563 and encodes 155 amino acids. Gene Ontology annotation, biological process: translation. Lineage: Eukaryota; Viridiplantae; Streptophyta; Magnoliopsida; Rosales; Rosaceae. Gene Ontology annotation, molecular function: structural constituent of ribosome; large ribosomal subunit rRNA binding. The transcript has a single exon. Gene Ontology annotation, cellular component: ribosome; large ribosomal subunit. The record is from RefSeq and is a predicted model, not a curated record.
GGCCUGCUCCGACUUGCUUCACUCUCCAUUUCCCAAAGACCCCACACCUGCAAAGUGAGUGAGCCGUGAGCGUUUGUAGUCGAGCAGCAAAACCCAUGGCAACCCUGAAGGAAAUCCUAACCCGACGACCCGUUGCGGCGACGAUCCGCCUUACAGUCCCGGCGGGAGCCGCCCGACCCGUAGCUCCGGUGGGUCCCGCUCUGGGUCAAUACAGGCUAAACCUGAUGGCCUUCUGCAAGGACUUCAACGCCCGGACCCAAAAGUACAAACCCGAAACCCCCAUGGCGGUGAUCAUCACCGCCUUCAAAGACAACACCUUCGAGUUCACUGUGAGGUCGCCGUCCGUCACCUGGUACUUGAAGAAGGCCGCCGGGAUCGAGUCUGGCAGCAGUCGUCCAGGACACGCGGUGGCGUCGACGCUAUCGGUGAGGCACGUGUACGAGAUCGCGAAGGUGAAGCAGUCCGACCCGUAUUGCCAGUACAUGCCGUUGGAGUCCAUAUGUAAGUCGGUUAUUGGUACGGCUAAUUCUAUGGGGAUUAAGGUUGUUAAGGAAUUGGAAUGAUUUGGGAGGAAAAUCUCCAAUUUUGAAACCCUAGGUUUGAUUCUGAUUGUUGUUUUGGGGAAAGCAUGCGUCUUUUUGUUGGGUUUAAGGUUUUGACUGGUACGAUGUUGUUGGAAAGUUUGAUUAUCAAUGAUUGUGUUAGUGAUGUUCAUGGGAUUAGUGUAAUUGAGUAGCUCCUUUCAGCUUGUGAUUUCAUGGUAGAUUUUGAUUUGAAUGAGGAACGAGGACGGCUUUCGUUUCGUUAAACUA